CUUCCCCGCGCCUCCACUCCCCGAUCCCCCAUGCAGUGCGCAUGCUUAGCCAGACGUGGCAGGCGGCGCCGCCGGCAGGCGCGCGGGGGGCGCUGGCUGGGCACCGCGCGCUCGGCAGGGACAAUGCUGCUGCUGCUGCUCGGGCUCCUGGCAGUCCUGCCAGCCUGUCUAUUUUCGGUGAAGGUGUCUCCACUCAUAGAAAAAAUUAGUGACCACAAGGAUUUCAAGAAGCUCCUCAGGACACGGAAUAACGUAUUAGUGCUCUAUUCCAAAUCUGCUGCCACUGCUGAAAGUCCACUCAGGUUACUCUCCGACGUGGCCCAAGCGGUGAAAGGACGAGGUACUAUAGCCUGGAUAGAUUGUGGUGAUGCAGAAAGCCGAAAAGUAUGCAAGAAGAUGAAAGCCGAUCCUAAUUCAAAGGAGAAAGGGGUGGAAUUAUUGCAUUAUAAGGAUGGUGCAUUUCACAUUGAAUAUAACCGAGCUGUCACACUGAAGUCAGUGGUGGCCUUUCUAAAGGAUCCAGAAGGAGCUCCAUUGUGGGAAGAGGAUCCCGAAGCCAAAGAUGUUGUGCAUGUUGACAGUGAAAAGGAAUUCAGAAGGCUUCUAAAGAAAGAAGAAAGACCUCUUCUGAUGAUGUUCUAUGCCCCAUGGUGUGGUGUUUGUAAGAGAAUGAUGCCAUCUUACCAGCAGGCAGCCACAGAACUGAAGGGCACAUAUGUACUUGCAGGAAUGAACGUCCACUCCACUGAAUUUGAAAAGAUAAAGGAAGAAUACAAUGUCCGAGGAUACCCUACCAUCUGCUACUUUGAGAAAGGAAAGUUCCUGUUCCAUUAUGAGAACUAUGGGGCUACUGCAAAGGAUAUAGCAGAGUGGCUGCAAAAUCCCCAGCCGCCUCAGCCACAGGCCCUGGAGAGUCCCUGGGCAGAUGAGGAGAAUGCUGUUUAUCAUCUGACAGAUGAAGACUUUGACAAGUUUAUAAAGGAGCAUUCGUCUGUACUAGUGAUGUUCCACGCACCAUGGUGCGGGCACUGUAAGAAAAUGAAGCCAGAGUAUGAGACAGCCGCAGAGAUGCUGCACGGAGCCAGUGAUAGUCCUGGUGUCCUUGCAGCUGUUGAUGCUACUGUCAACAAAGCUGUGGCGGAAAGAUUUCACAUCUCAGGGUUCCCUACACUGAAGUACUUUCAGGAUGGAGAGGAGAAGUACACUCUGCCGCAACUCAGAACUAAGAAGAAGAUCAUUGACUGGCUGCAAAACCCACAAGCACCACCUCCACCUGAACCAGCUUGGGAAGAAAAGCUAACGAGUGUUAUCCACCUAGAUGGAGAAGACUUCAGGGAGUCUUUAAAGAAGAAGAAGCAUGCCCUUGUCAUGUUCUAUGCCCCAUGGUGUCCACACUGUAAAAAUUCCAUCCCGCAUUUCACAACGGCUGCAGAACUCUUUAAAGAAGAUCGAAAGAUAGCAUAUGCUGCAGUGCACUGUGCCAAAGAACAGAACCAUGAUCUGUGUAAACAGGAAGGUGUGGAUGGUUACCCCACCUUUAACUAUUACAACUAUGGGAAGUUUGUAGAAAAAUAUAACGGAGAGAGAGGGGAGUCUGGAUUUGUCAGUUUCAUGCGAACCCUUAGAGAAAGAGACCAUGAAAGGGUAGGGAAGAAGAAGGAUGAACUGUAAUUUCUGCCUCAAAAGAUGUUUUCCACUGCACUGUGAAUGGUCCCAGGUCCAUUGUUACUGCACCUGAGAUUUCACAUAUUCUGAAGAAAGAGACUUAAAAAAAAUAAAAAAUAACAGCCAUGGCCAUUUUGUACAAUUUUGAAAUAAAAUGAAACUACUUGAUUUUUAAAGGAAAACAGAUUGUUGCCAUAUUCUGUUUAAAAACUAGCAUUUUCUCAUGAUGUGAGAAUAUGCCCAUCAACACUCCUAUGCAAUAUUUUUGUAAUCUGUAGUGUGUCUUCAGGUGAAGAUGUUUGAUACGGUGAUUCUGCAUUUUUUUUGAAGGGUAUUACAAUUCAUGUAAUAACUUUUUUUUUUUUUUUUAAAUCGGUGGAGGAAAAUGGGACUUUUGAGAAACAUAAAAAUCAGUUCAAAUGCAGUUUUGCAUGUUCUUCAGAGAUGUUUGGGGGAACAAUUUUAAGGUGCUCAGGGAUAAAUAGGGAAAUUGAGUUAAUGAAGACACUUAGCAUUGACCAUUCCAGAUCUAACUGAUUGAUUUGAUUUUUAAUCCGCUGUACCGGAAUUGUUUACAUAUCUUUAUAGAAUGUACUGAGUCAUUUUAAACAAAGUUGUCAAAAAUCAGCACAGCAUAGAUUAAGUUCAGAAUCGGUCUCAUUUUUCAGCAUUUAUGUCAUCAAAUGCCCCUGUAAAUAUGGGAGCAAAAUGUAGGCUGUUUGUCUUUUUAUGUUUAGGCCAUAUGAAAUGCAUAUUGAAAAGCAGUAUAUUUGAUUGUAUGUCUGACAGAUGUGUAAUAUUUUUGAUAUGCAGAAAUUACAUACAACAUGAUUUGUGUACAUUCCAAAUGCUUGUCCAGUAUGUUUAUUAAAUAAAAAUUUAAAAAUGGA
Messenger RNA from Dermochelys coriacea (leatherback sea turtle), 2555 nucleotides. It is a transcript of the gene PDIA5, whose product is annotated as protein disulfide isomerase family A member 5. Gene Ontology annotation, cellular component: endoplasmic reticulum. Gene Ontology annotation, biological process: protein folding. The transcript has 17 exons. Gene Ontology annotation, molecular function: protein disulfide isomerase activity. The record is from RefSeq and is a predicted model, not a curated record. NCBI's taxonomy places the organism in Eukaryota, Metazoa, Chordata, Testudines, Dermochelyidae. Bases 31 to 1671 code for a protein of 546 amino acids.